AUGCUUGAAUUAUUUUGUACAAGUGUUGAAACUUCCUCAAAAGUCACUGUGAAAUUUGAAGGACUCAUAGUUGGGGUGAUCUUGAGGUACGGGACUCCCUCCACGAGUGGCCAUGACAAACCCUUCAGCUGCUCCCAGGAGGACAGGCCCUUCACCACCCUGCUGGUCAACGUCAGCGGCAAGUUCUUCGAGUACACGCUCAAAGGGGAAAUCAGCCCGGGGAAGAUCCACAACGUGGAGCAGAAUGACAUGCUGAGAAAGGUAACAUUUGAUCCAGAAGUUUUUUUCAACAUUCUAUUGCCUCCUAUUAUUUUUCAUGCUGGUUAUAGCCUGAAGAAAAGACACUUUUUCAGGAAUUUGGGGUCCAUUUUGGCUUAUGCAUUUUUAGGAACAGCAGUGUCUUGUUUUAUUAUUGGGAAUCUCAUGUACGGGGUUGUGAAACUAAUGAAGUUGGUGGGUCAGCUGUCUGAUAAAUUCUAUUAUACAGACUGCCUCCUCUUUGGAGCGAUAAUAUCUGCCACUGAUCCAGUUACCGUGCUAGCAAUAUUUAAUGAGCUGCAUGCUGAUGUCGAUCUCUAUGCCCUUCUGUUUGGAGAGAGUGUGUUGAAUGAUGCUGUUGCCAUUGUAUUAUCCUCAUCUAUAGUUGCCUACCAGCCCACAGGUGAAAAUACCCAUGCUUUUGAUGCUGCAGCAUUUUUCAAGUCUGUUGGUGUUUUCCUGGGAAUAUUCAGUGGCUCUUUCAUGAUGGGAGCAGUGACAGGUGUUGUGACAGCUCUGGUGACAAAGUUUACCAAGUUGCACUGCUUCCCCCUGCUGGAAACGGCUCUCUUCUUCUUGAUGUCCUGGAGCACUUUCCUGCUUGCAGAAGCUUGUGGAUUUACUGGUGUGGUGGCUGUCCUCUUCUGUGGAAUUACCCAGGCACAUUAUACAUACAAUAACUUGUCUGUUGAGUCAAGAAGUCGAACUAAGCAGCUCUUUGAGGUGUUGCACUUCCUGGCUGAGAACUUCAUAUUUUCUUAUAUGGGCUUGGCACUGUUUACUUUCCAGAAGCACAUAUUCAGCCCAGUUUUCAUUAUUGGAGCUUUCGUUGCAAUCUUUUUGGGCAGAGCUGCACAUAUCUACCCCCUCUCCUUCUUGUUGAAUUUGGGCAGAAGGCAUAAGAUCAGCUGGAGCUUUCAGCAUAUGAUGAUGUUUUCAGGUCUCAGGGGAGCCAUGGCAUUUGCUCUGGCUAUACGAGAUACUGCUACCUACUCCCACCAAAUGAUGUUCUCAACAACUCUGCUCAUCGUGUUUUUCACUGUGUGGAUUGUUGGUGGAGGUACAACCCCCAUGCUGUCGUGGCUGAACAUCAGAGUUGGUGACCAUGUUCCAUCGGUGGAAGAGAUGAGUGAAAGCCACUGGCUGUAUUUCAGGGUUGGGGUUGACCCAGAUCAGGAUCCUCCACCUACUAAUGACAGCUUUCAAGUCUUACAAGGAGAUGGCCAAGAUUCUGCACAAAGGAACAGGACGAAGCAGGAAAGCGCUUGGCUCUUCAGGCUGUGGUAUAGCUUUGAUCAUAAUUAUUUAAAACCAAUUCUCACUCACAGUGGCCCUCCGUUGACCACAACGCUGCCCAGCUGGUGUGGCCUGAUAGCCCGCUGUCUGACAAGUCCCCAGGUUUAUGAUAAUCAGGAACAGCUUCGAGAAGAGGAUUCCGAUUUUAUUCUGAAUGAUGGUGACCUUACCGUGACAUAUGGUGACACAACAAUAACUGCAAAUGGUUCUUCUGGCCCCCACACAGCUACCACUAACCUUGACAGCAGGAGAACAAAAAGUAGUUCAGAGGAAGCGCUGGAACGUGAUUUGGGAGCAGCUGAUCAUGAAGUUACAAAUAGGGGUACCCGGCUAGUAUUUCCUCUGGAAUACAAUGCAUGAUUACUGACUCAGUAAAAAUAACUCUUGCUCUGUGAAUGGAUCAAGGAAGACUGCAGGCCACUGUGUCACUUGAGGUGGGAGUGUUUAUUUAAACAAGUUAACACACAUAAGUGGUUUUACUAGGGUCUGAAGAUAUCACCUAUUUUUUACUCAAGAUGCUGACAGUGGGGUUUUCUAUAUGUCUGAAAAUAGACAAAUGAGAAAACUGGUUAUUCUCCUCUUUCCAACUGCUUAUCAAAUCCAAGUAUAACUAGCAUGCUGCAAAUGUCUUGUUCAGCUGCAGCAGCUCUCUCUCUCUGAAGAGAGGUACAUGAAAAUGUCAUAGAACUGAGCUUGUCUUGGCUUAGCUUGAGAAUGUGAAAGGACAACUAUAAACUUGACAAUUGUUGAGACAAAAAGAUUGUGUGUUUAUCUGAAUGUGGAGAGAUCCAUUGUUAACUUCUCUCGUGAGGCUGAGACCUGUAAUGGGACAGUAAACAUUAGGGUUACAGAUGCGUGAAUGAAAGACUGGGGAAUCUGUUACUGCAAAAUGUACUUAAUCUAUUUCAGGGGGGAAAAAGAAGGGAAAAUAAGAUUUCUUCGCU
Ficedula albicollis (Collared flycatcher) is the source of this 2498-nucleotide messenger RNA. RefSeq names its product solute carrier family 9 member A7 (gene SLC9A7). Gene Ontology annotation, molecular function: sodium:proton antiporter activity. The coding region runs from base 1 to 1914 and encodes 637 amino acids. Lineage: Eukaryota; Metazoa; Chordata; Aves; Passeriformes; Muscicapidae. The transcript has 17 exons. Gene Ontology annotation, biological process: sodium ion transport; regulation of pH; proton transmembrane transport. The record is from RefSeq and is a predicted model, not a curated record. Gene Ontology annotation, cellular component: membrane; recycling endosome.